AUGAAGCUGAUUGUGUUGUUGUGCGUCGUCACUCUGAUCUCGGUUGACUGUCGACCUGCUGUGGCUCCUCCCUCCCACCAUCGGCUCCUCCUUCCUGGACCGCUGCUGCUCCACCUGGGGGAGGAGUUUUCCCUGCAGCUGGCGGGAGGCUCCUCCUCUUCAUCAGUGCACCAGGCUCUGCUGGAGCUGACACAGCGCCCCCUGCAGGCCGGGCUGAAGGAGAAGAGGUCGGAGGAACCCCCCAUCUCCCUGGACCUGACGUUCCACCUGCUCAGGGAGGUCCUGCAGAUGGCGAGGGCCGAGCAGAUCGCCCAGCAGGCCGACAGCAACCGCAGGAUGAUGGACGCCUUCGGGAGAUAG
Messenger RNA from Limanda limanda (common dab), 360 nucleotides. Its product is annotated as corticoliberin-like. Gene Ontology annotation, cellular component: extracellular region. The record is from RefSeq and is a predicted model, not a curated record. Gene Ontology annotation, molecular function: hormone activity. The transcript has a single exon. Lineage: Eukaryota; Metazoa; Chordata; Actinopteri; Pleuronectiformes; Pleuronectidae. The coding region runs from base 1 to 360 and encodes 119 amino acids.